Messenger RNA from Setaria italica (foxtail millet), 444 nucleotides. Its product is annotated as probable flavin-containing monooxygenase 1. The transcript is spliced from 2 exons. NCBI's taxonomy places the organism in Eukaryota, Viridiplantae, Streptophyta, Magnoliopsida, Poales, Poaceae. The record is from RefSeq and is a predicted model, not a curated record. Gene Ontology annotation, molecular function: N,N-dimethylaniline monooxygenase activity; NADP binding; flavin adenine dinucleotide binding. Bases 1 to 444 code for a protein of 147 amino acids.
AUGGACGUGAACAAGAAACGCGUGGCCAUCGUCGGAGCCGGCCCGAGCGGGCUGACGGCAUGCAAGCACGUGCUGGCCAAAGGCUUCCGGCCGGUUGUCUUCGAGGCCGCCGACGCCGUCGGCGGCGUGUGGACGCGGACGCUGGCCUCCACGAGGCUGCAGACGCCGGCGGCCGCGUUCCGGUUCUCCGACUUCCCCUGGCCAGCGGACGUCGAGGACGAUGAGUUCCCGCGCAACGACCAGGUGGCGGCGUACAUGGCCGCGUACGCGCGGCAGUUUGGCGUCCUCGAGUCACUGGUGGAGAACUCACCUAUUAUCCCGGCUAGUCAAGAGUUGCCGGUACGAUACCCUGAUGAAUUAGGCAUUGUUCCAUAUCGCGCCAUCUGGGAAUGGCAGUGCUGUAACCACCUCGCCAUAGAUGAUGAUGGUACUCCUUCUUGCUAG